Messenger RNA from Spirodela intermedia, 3737 nucleotides. The record is from the annotation of a GenBank genome assembly. NCBI's taxonomy places the organism in Eukaryota, Viridiplantae, Streptophyta, Magnoliopsida, Alismatales, Araceae.
AUGAGUAGCCGCGCUAAUCGUACCGUUUAUGUUGGAAACCUUCCCGGAGAUAUACGCGAAAAGGAAGUUGAAGAUUUGUUUUUCAAGGUAUGUUGCCAAGUUUUUUAACCUAAUUCCGCUUCAUUUAGGCUGCUUUUCUUCUAUCAUGUGGAGUAAUGAUGUGGUGAAACAUUGUGCACCUAAAUACGUAUGGUUUUUUGUGCGUUUGCAAACCAUGUUCUCUCUACUAUUCGACUUGUGCGCUUAUAAAAUCACGUUUUGAAAGGGCAGCUUAUAAAUUGCGCCAAAAAAUGACCUUUACUAUUUUUGCGAGUGUACACAGGAGAUUUUCUGUUUUGUCGUAUGAACGUGUUGUGCUUCGUUUGAUGCGUCAAGAUGGAUUUUUUUUUUGUUCAAUGUGUUUAUCUACAGUUCUUGACUCGUGAUUGUUUCCAUAGUUUAUUCCUUGCAUUUGAAUGGUACUCUGAAUUGUUUUAUUGCGUCAUGGAGGUUGCAAUCUUGCCCUUCGUUGGUCCGGAAAAUGUGAUUUUUUGUUAUUGAUUAUAAUUAUGUUGUUCAGUUCAUUUCCUCCAAUACUGAUUCUUGAUGUUAAUGCAGUAUGGUCACAUUGUUGAUAUUGACCUGAAGAUUCCUCCAAGGCCACCCGGUUAUGCUUUUAUUGAGGUAGUGAAUGCUUCUUUAAUAAAUGUAAUGAGCACACAUCUUAUUUCGUGAAUGGUUGUGCAUGUAUCGCGGUAUUGAUUGAACUCGACUUUUCAAUCCCUCAAUGUGAGGCUACUCUCUUUUGGCAGCAGUAAUUUUUCUUAUUCCAUUUGGUUAUCAUUUGUUUUUGAUAGGGACAUAUGAACUUCCUUCGUUAAAUAGUUACUAAAACUUAGACGUUACCUUAAGUUGCAUUACAUCUUAGUGAUUUAGUGGAAUGAGUACGAAUUAGGUACUUAAAAGAAGUGAUGCAGGGCUGAUCCUGUUUUGGUCCCAACGACAUGCUUAUUGAUUCUCAUUAAGUUAAUCAACAUUAACCACCUGCCCAACCUUGUAGUGAUUUUCAAGCGAUAUGUUUUCAAGAGAUAGUAUUACAUUAUUGAUCAGCGUGUGCCAAGCUGUUUAGUUGAAUGAUAAGAAUGUUGACCAUCUUCAGCAACUGAAUCAUACAUAAUACCUUGAACUUUCCAAAAUUCUUUCGUCGUUGGGCAAAUCCCUUUUUAUCUCGUGCAUAUUCUAGUUUUGGGAAUGAGAGUGUAGUCUUUGCCUAUUCUAAUGUUUGCAUUAAAUUUAUUUGAGACAGUUUGAGGAUGCCCGUGAUGCCGAUGAUGCUAUUCGAGGGCGUGAUGGUUAUAAUUUUGAUGGCCAUAGACUUCGGGUAUUGUUAUUCUUCUGAUUUUUUUAGACGGUUCUUUUCUCCCUUAAGAGAAAUCAGGAGUAUUCAUUUUUAGUUCUUUUUCUUGUGACAUGUUUCAUUUGGUGUUCUUCUAGGUUGAACUUGCACAUGGUGGGCGUGGCAAUUCAUCUUCAAAUGAUCGCCACAGUAGUUAUAAUGGUUCCAGUGGUGGGCGUGGGGUCUCUAGGAGGACAGAACACCGUGGUAUGAUAUUUAAAUAGGAGAUAGUUACGUUUCAUCGAGGACUUAUUCCAGAUUAGGACUUUCAAACUUGUUUCCGCUAUGCAGUUCUUGUUACUGGUUUGCCGAGCUCUGCUUCCUGGCAAGACUUGAAGGUAGUACUUUCUUAUUCUCUGUUUUUUUUCCUUUUGAUGUCUAUUGGUUUAUUCUUUAUUUGAAAAUUUUCCUUAUUGACAGGAUCAUAUGCGUCGGGCCGGAGAUGUCUGCUUUUCUCAGGUGUUCCGUGAUGGGCGUGGUGAGCAUACCUCAAACUUAUCUCUUUGUUUGUAAGGCUAACGAUUUUUUAUUGCUAACGACUUAAAUAUCUUAGGAUUCAUGGUAUGAUUUCCAAAUGAUACUGUACUCUUUUGACAAUGUGAAUUGAUAUCGUUGUGUGAAGAAAAAAUAUUUUUUCAGUUAAUAUUUUUUUUUCCAUGUACAUAUAAUCUAUUAUCAAACUUCACCAUGGUGAUCACAUUAUUUUGGUGUCACCUGAAAGACAAGGCAGUCUUAUCUAGGCAAGAGCUGCUGCUUGGUUGAAUGUGAAUUCUUGACACUCGAUCUUCUUAUUUGUGGAACCAUUUUCAUGUUCGUUUGAAUAGUUAUUGUUUGACCAGACAAGAUAAAGUGCGCAUUUUAAAUACGUGUACUAUUUGGCCAUAAAAUUUGGCUAUAAAAUUAUACGUCCUUGUGAAUUGUGUCUUAGAUUUCAUCGUAUAGGUAGUAAGUCUUGAGAUGUUACUGUUAUUUUCUCGCGUACUAUUUCUUAGUAAAUAUUGUGUUUAUACAUACAUGCGUCGGUUGGUUGUCCAUAAUUCUCACGUAGGAUUAUCAUCUUGGUUGCCGUAAUGCCCUUGUUGGUCAUGUAUGUGUUGCCAGAUCGUAGCAUUUCCCCAAAUGUGUGGAAAGAUUUUGAAACCCAGUUACCUCUUUUUUUUUAAAAGGCUGUCCUCAUUAUAACUUGGUCUCUGAGUUUGCAAGGAUGUUCGUGUUGUUGGGUUAAUACUGGAUUAUCAUCACUUCGGCCAUUUUUCAUCCCUUUUGCAUGAAAAGCUGCGUAUCUCAUUCUCAGUAUCUCCUGAAGUAUGCAUAUUUGUACACACAUAUAUGGGUACAUAUAUUUGUACUCGUUUAACUGAGGGUUGAAUUUUCUUAUGUCACAAUAAGAUCAUUUUGCGGUGUAGAACAUGCAAAUCGUUUCCAGUUAUGACACAAUAAAGUGAUAGUUAUCGAGUAUCCUGUAAACUUUGGCAGCAGCUGGGUACGCUCAUUAAUACCAUGUGGGUUUUUAUUUAAUCACGAUCUUUUAAUGUUUCCAAAAUACUUGUGAAUAAUUGAGCUAAAUUGUAUAUUCUUUCCAAUGCAUGCCAUUUUUGGUUAUGUAGAAUUGUCCUCGUUUUUAUGCAUGUUUUUAUUUUAUUUUAUUUUUACUGUAGUAAAUCACAUCCACAUUUAGUAUCCUUUUAUCAUAAUAUAAUGUAUGGAGUCCCUAAGUCGUUACCCUCAACCAUAAAGAAUCAUUGAACUGAUGCUGUGGUUGCUUUAUUUCCAGGCACAACAGGAAUUGUAGACUACACAAACUAUGAUGAUAUGAAAUAUGCUGUAAGUUGCUGAUUUAUUACUAAAACCGUUGAUUACUUCGUCCAGUAACAAAACACUCGAAUGAAGCUUACCUAAUUUUUUUUAAUAUUUAACUCUGCAGAUUAGGAAGCUUGAUGAUUCUGAGUUUCGUAAUGCAUUCGCACGGUCAUACAUUCGGGUGAUUGUCAUGAUCUUCUCUACCUUCUAGCUAUCUCAGCAUUCACAUGUAUAUCAGUCUCCACAUGUGCUUUUUCUGUUAAAGGUUAAGGAGUAUGAUUCUCGGCGAAGUGGUUCUAGGAGUCGCAGCCGUUCUCGCUCAAGGAGCCGAAGCCGAAGCCGUAGUCGCAGCAUCAGUAAAAGCAGAAGUCCUAGGUUUACUAUUCCAGCCUGUCCUUGUUUGCUACAGAUUUCUACCCAAACUGUUAUUUACUUUCCUGAAUCAUUUUGCAGCAAGUCACCCAAGGCAAAGCACUCUGAGCGGUCUCCUUCUCGAUCCCGAUCCAAAUCCAUCUCUCCACGUGUUCGCUCAGUGUCUAAAGAGCGAUCCUUGUCAAGGUAA